Molecule: messenger RNA, 456 nt
Organism: Mytilinidion resinicola
Lineage: Eukaryota; Fungi; Ascomycota; Dothideomycetes; Mytilinidiales; Mytilinidiaceae
Exons: 1
Coding region: 1-456 (151 amino acids)
Source: RefSeq, a predicted model, not a curated record
AUGGCGAGGGUUGAGGCCGAUCGCUCAGAGAAGGCGAGGAGUGGGUUCUUAGCCACUCCAACAAGCAUCGACCCAUUCGGCAGCCUCACGAGGAAACGCGCGCUACGUCCUACAGCCAACUCAUCUCCACUCGCAGAAGAAACACGUAAACUCCAAUGCGGGCUCUGCUACAUGCUCGGCCAAGAAUGUGAUGGUGGAUUUCCUUGCUCUCAAUGCGCCGACAUUGGGGACGCGGAGAAGUGCCGGUAUGGGCUUUGCAAGCGAGACAAGUUUGCCAACAGGACGAGGGAGUAUGGCUGCCUAAAAGAGAGCUGUAGUGCGGUUCAUAGCGAGCUUGGCUAUGGUUGGGAUCAGCAUAUCAGGAAUUCGGCGGCUAGGAAGUCUGCUUCCCAGGAGGAUGUCGAGGAGAUGGAAGCCGAUGAGAUGUCUGCGAGGAAGAGGAAGAGGGUGUCUUGA